AUGUUGUGGAUUUCCCCUCCUCCUCCUCCUCCUCAUCCUCCUCCUCCUCCUCCAUCUCUUCUCCGCACUGGCCGUCUCGUGGCAGCUCGCUAUCCCCGCCUGCAGGGCUUCAUCUCCCGGGGCAGAGGAAGGCGCUGGCCGGGCGGCGCUCUGAAUGUUCGCCGCUACUGCGCCUCCCUUGAUCCGGAUCUGGAACUGAGAUUGGUGACAUCAGGACUAAAAUCCAUUUCUUUGACAACUGAGACUGCUUUGGCGGGGGUAAUGAAAAGUGCAAUGGAGGGUGACUGCAGGAGAAGCAAUCAGUUUCCAGAGGACCACAGAGAUGCUGAUGAAAGCUCAGAGAAAACCCUCAGCAAGGCUUCCAAAUCCCCCCAGAAGAGCAACAAGAGGCCCAAGACGAUACCUGUCAGAGUCACUUUGCUUGACGGCUCAGACUACGAGACCGCAGUCGAGAAAUUUGCCAAGGGCCAAACGCUGCUGGACAUGGUGUGUGGCCAUCUGAACCUGCUGGAAAGGGACUACUUUGGCCUGACGUUCCAGGACCCCGACAGCACCAAGAGUUGGUUGGAUCCUUCCAAGGAGAUUAAAAAGCAAAUUCGUGUUGGCUCCUGGAUUUUGGGAUUCUCUGUUAAAUUCUACCCUCCGGACCCAUCUGUGCUCAUUGAAGACAUCACCAGGUACUACCUGUGUCUGCAGUUGAGGGAUGACAUCCUAUCCGGGCGUCUGCCCUGUUCUUUUGUUACCCACGCCCUUUUGGGCUCCUACACGGUUCAAGCUGAACUGGGAGACUACGAGCCAGAGGAUCAUGGGCCGGAUUACGUCGCUGACUUCCGCUUUGCCCCUAACCAGACACGAGAGCUGGAGGAGAGGGUGAUGGAGCUGCAUCAUAACUAUAAGGGAAUGAGUCCAGCAGAAGCAGAAGUGAACUUUCUAGAAAAUGCCAAGAAGCUUUCAAUGUAUGGGGUGGACCUACAUCAUGCAAAGGAUUCAGAGGGAAUUGACAUAAUGCUCGGCGUGAGUGCCAAUGGUCUGCUCAUUUAUCGAGACCGCCUACGGAUCAAUCGCUUCGCUUGGCCAAAGAUCCUCAAGAUCUCUUAUAAGAGGAGCAACUUCUACAUAAAGAUCCGCCCUGGAGAGUAUGAACAGUUUGAGAGCACCAUUGGCUUCAAGUUGCCCAACCAUCGGGCCUCGAAGCGAUUGUGGAAGGUUUGCAUUGAGCACCACACCUUCUUCAGGUUGGUUUCUCCAGAGCCACCUCCAAAGGGCUUUUUGGUGAUUGGUUCCAAGUUCCGCUACAGUGGAAGAACUCAAGCUCAAACCAGACAGGCCAGCGCUCUGAUUGACAGGCCUGCACCUCAGUUCGAUCGCUCAGUUAGCAAGAGAUACCUCCUGUCCCAAAGUAUUGAUGGGGCUUCAGCUUUAGGUAACAGUAUGGACCAGUUGUCUCAGCGAAGCUUGAGCGAGCGCACACAGUUCAUGUCCAGAGAAGACCUCGACCAAGAAGGCAGCCUGGACCUAGACCAUGAUCAUUAUGACUAUCCAGACCAGGACCAAGACCAGGAUCUUGACAUCGACCAGGACUUGGACCUGUACCAGGGUCCAGAUAACUUUCGGGGUGCUGGCUUCUCAACAUCUGCUAAGACUUUGGAACUCAAGGCUGAGGACGCAGUCUCGCCUGUAGAUUCGAAACCAGAGAUGGACAAGGACCUGGCCACGGCUCGGCCCAAACAGGAGCAGUUUUUGGACAAGCCUGAAGAUGUUCUACAGAAGCACCAGGCCAGCAUCAACGAACUAAAAAGGGCUUUGAGACAGCCCAACAGCAAGGUGACCCAGAGGGACAAACGCAUCUGCUCGGCAACUCCUCCUGGAGGAACACUGGAGCGGAAAACAGCGACUGGGGAUGCCAAAUUGAUUGACAAGCAGGAUGCUAAUGGACAAGUGCUGGAUUAUAACUCAAAUGUGGCUAGAGACACUUUGACAGUUACCCCUUGGAUUGGGGAAAGCGGGACAACAUGGGAUACUGCGAAGUCUCCAUUUGGAAUAUCUCCUAAAUGUGGUUUAGGACCAUUGGAACUAACCGAUACAAGCCCCGUGGAUGAUCCUCUGGCCACUAACAUUGGCUAUGAUUCUUUCCUAAAGAGCUCCAUGCAUGAAAAUGGAUAUGGCUCCCCGAAGGAAAAACAAAGGAAUGGAACAAAAAGUAUAGAUUUUACUCUUUGCCAAUAUAAAAAAAGUAUACAUCAAGCAUUAACAAAUAACUUUUCUUCCUCCUCGGAGGCUCUGGAUCCAGUCCCAAAGGAAAAAUGUGAAAGGGAGAAAAUUGAAGGCCUGAGUGCAGAGGAUUUGCUGAAAGACUGCAGCAAAACUAUGAACUCUGAAGUCUCCAAAGUUAUUCCUCUUAAACCACAAAGAUCCAAAAAAUCUUUGAAUAAAGACAACAAAGGCGGUGUGAACCCUCAAAACCAGUCCGAGUGGUGCAUCGUUGGGGAUACUUCAAUGACACAAUCAAAAGGCGAAUCCUGUGAGACGACAAGGAGAGGAGAGGAAAACAAUGGACUGCAGUCCCCAAAAGGUGAAGUACAUGAAGACUCAGCAACUAGAAAAUACCAGAGUAGUCCUGGACUGCCAAAUCAACAAGACUUUAGACAACUCAGGGAUGCGACAAGUCCAACGCCGAAAGGUGGUGAGCAACAGGAAUACUUUAAAGAGAGUCCUAUUUCUCGAUCCACAUUCCCUACUGUUCCCCCUCGUACACUUCCUCUGAAAAAGCAGUGGUCCAGAGACCGACAUGGCAACACGGACUGCACCCUCAUCCACUUCAGAACCUACCAAGACACCACCAAGAGGAAGCAAGCGGAGACCCCUCCCACGCCAGCCAUUCAUGAGGAACCUCUUAGUGAUUCCUCGCGGGAGCUUUGGGAGAGACGCCUGGGCUCAACCUCAGAGGACGAACAAGACCACGACAUCUCGUAUCUAAAGGAAACCCACCUCGGCAUCGAGCGCAAAUGUUCCAGCAUCACAGUCAGCUCCACGUCCAGCCUGGAGGCCGAGGUGGACUUCACCGUCCUCACAGACCUGCACACGGGAAUGGAGGAGUUCUCCCGAGGGAUGUCAGAGCUGGGCGAGCGGGACCUGUCGCCUGACGGGGGUCUGCGCUUCGGGAUCGACUUCCUCCAGCAGCAAGGCUCCUCGGAGUUGCCACUGCCUCCUUUGGUGUCCGCCCAUCCUUUGUCCAAAGCGGCGAGCGGCAGUCCUCCAGCCAAGCACAUCCAGACUGAAGAAGUGCGGACAGAAGCCAAAAGGCCUGAUGUGCAGCCCGUAGUGCCUAAAAAGCCAAAGAGGUCAGUACCGGUGUCUUCUUCAGUGGACAGGGAGCCAUCGCAUUGCCGGGUCCCCAGCGCCGCACCUCUGAGUCGGGAAGCCAGUGAUGUCAUGGCCUCAGCCACCGUCAAGAAGACCGACAUUCGGACGGAGACCCAGCCCAAUGGGUCAGAGGUCACGACAACGAUAGUGGAGUUCGCAGAUCAGGAUCACGGUAUCACAAGUCUGAGCGACAUGUCUUACUCUACGAGACAGAGUGUCUCUCCUGUGCAUAUGGGAAGUCUUGCAAGAGAGACGUCAGGGUCGCCCAUCCUCGUCACUGAAAAUGUUACCUCCGCAACCACACAGGUCACCAAGACGGUGAAAGGAGGCUACUCAGAAACCAGAAUAGAGAAGAGGAUCAUCAUCACAGGAGAUGAUGAUGUGGACCAGGAGCAGGCUCUGGCCAUCGCAAUCCAAGAGGCCAGGCAGCAGCAUCCAGACAUGCAGGUGACCAAGGCCGUAGUUGUCAGGGAAACAGAAUCAUCCGCUGAGGAGCAACCCACAUCAGGGGUACAAGUGCCCGUCUUCACCUCGAUGUAACAUUGACUGCAUGCUUUAAAGUUGAAUCGUGACUCCCCCAGACGAGAGGCGGCCAAGACGGGACUCCUCAUCACAAUGGAAACGGGACUUCCCUUUCUAAAAUCCACUUUCUUAUAUUUGAUUUCAACCUCACUGAAACCAUGUGUGUGAUGCGGAAUGUUUCGGGAGUGGAUGCUGCAACAAAAAAAAAAACAUUAGUGGACGACUUUCCUCAACACAAUUUGUGUUUGUGCUACAUUGGAACAUACUUUCAUGCAUUUUUAUUUUUAUUUUUUAAUUUUUUAUCCAAAAGUGCCACGGUGGCAGUGUCAAAAGAAAAAAGAAAAAAAAGGAUGAUUUGAUGGUGUUGUAGAGUAGAAUGUGUGUUGUUCUAUAAUUGCACUGACUGAUGAUGACAGUAGACUUGAAUAGAAAAGAACAACAGCACCCUCUGGUGGUGAGUAUAAUGUCCAAACGCUGCAGUAGUUUGUAAUCAUGCAUCCCCUCCUAUAAAUGUCUCAUAUUUUUGAGUGUAAAUGUACUUGUAUGAAUGUGCAACAUGACGGAUUGUACAUUUCAACUAAUUAUGCCUUCUUUUUGCUUCCUAAACCGGCUAAUACACUUCCUGUGCUAAGUGCGUUAACAAUGUGUUGCACAUUCAAAACUCCCUUUCCCCGGCCUAAAUAAUCCAGCUGCAUAUUCGUGUAGUAAAAGUAGAAUAAUGUGUGUUCCGAAUCAUGUGUGCAUGACAAUUCCUUUCGUCAACGUCGAGUAGGAUGGAUUUAAGUCGAAUGAGAAUGAGAAUUCAUGGAUUGCAGUGUAACUAAAGGGGAACAUUAUCACAAUUUCAGAAUGGUUAAAACCAUUAAAAAUCAGUUCCCAGUGGCUUAUUAUAUUUUUCGAAGUUUUUUUCAAAAUUUUACCCAUCACGCAAUAUCCCUAAAAAAAGCUUCAAAGUGCCUGAUUUUAACCAUCGUUAUAUACACCCGUCCAUUUUCCUGUGACGUCACAUAGUGAAGCCAACACAAACAAACAUGGCGGAAAGAACAGCAAGCUAUAGCGACAUUAGCUCGGAUUCAGACUCGGAUUUCAGCGGCUUAAGCGAUUCAACAGAUUACGAAUGUAUUGAAACGGAUGGUUGUAGUGUGGAGGCAGGUAGCGAAAACGAAAUUGAAGAAGAAACUGAAGCUAUUGAGCCAUAUCGGUUUGAACCGUAUGCAAGCGAAACCGACGAAAACGACACGACAGCCAGCAACACGGGAGAAAGCGAGGACAAAUUCGGCCUUCUAACCAACGAUUGGUAUGUGUUUGUUUGGCAUUAAAGGAAACUAACAACUAUGAACUAGGUUUACAGCAUAUGAAAUACAUUUGGCAACAACAUGCACUUUGAGAGUGCAGACAGCCCAAUUUUCAUCAAUUAAUAUAUUCUGUAGACAUACCCUCAUGUCAGCAGGCCAGGGAAGCUAGGGUCGAUAUUCUUCUCUUGAUCAUCUUCGGUGUGAGCCAAGACAUCCAGGGGGUUUAGCUCGCUCGUCUGCGGGAACAAACUGCCGCCAUUGCUUGCCGUGCUGCCGAGGUCCUUUGUCCCUGAAUUGCUCACACACUCCGGCAGAUUCAAUGGGGGUCUGGCGGCAGAUUUCUUUGACUUUAUCGUUGGAAAUGCAUCUGCUUUGAGUGUCGCAGGAUAUCCACACAUUCUUGCCAUCUCUGUCGUAGCAUAGCUUUCGUCGGUAAAGUGUGCGGAACAAACGUCCAAUUUCUUGCCACUUUCGCAUCUUUGGGCCACUGGUGCAACUUAAUCCGUCCCUGUUUGUGUUGUUACACCCUCCGACAACACACCGACGAGGCAUGAUGUCUCCGAGGUACGGAAAACAGUCGAAAAAACGGAAAAUAACAGAGCUGAUUUGACUCGGUGUUUGAGAAAAUGGCGGAUUGCUUACCGAUGUGACGUCACAACGAGAGCGAAUAUUAGAAAGGCGUUUAAUUUGCCAAAAUUCACCCAUUUAGAGUUCGGAAAUCGGUUAAAAAAAUAUAUGGUCUUUAUUCUGCAACAUCAAGGUAUAUAUUGACGCUUACAUAGGUCUGGUGAUAAUGUUCCCCUUUAAACAACAAAGCCCUUUUUAAGCAAAACAGAGGAAAUUAAGCUUCCUGACAGGAAAUGAAGAGCACUCACCAAAAUAAAGAGAGGAAAUAUGACUUAGCCAGUGUACUUAAUGUAGUUAAUACUAAUAUCCACUGAUGAUGCUUCCCACCACCCGUUUGGUUUUACAAUCAAUGUUUGAAAAAAAAAAAAAAAAAACACACAUUUCUUUCCCCACUGCAGAUUUUUUUUAAUCCCUUCUGUUUAUUUCAUUUUAGCCUAUUUCUCCGCCAGCCGGUCCAAGUGCAGUAUUCUACUUUUGAUUUCCACGCCGCAGUUGGCUGAUUUUGUAAAGUCAAUAUUUUAAGUGCCCCGGGUGUCCAAAAAACUUGGAACGAGUGUCAUGAAUGUCGUCUUAUUACGUGCGAACAAAUGUUUACGGAGGUAUUAAACAUUUACACGUGUAGUGUAACUCUGUUGUGUUCCAUAAGAAUGAUGGAGGGGGAAACAAUGCAUACCUUGUAGCUACUAUACUGUAUAUUUGAUGCAAAGACGUGAGGCCGUGGUCCUGAUGAACCAAGGUGGGGUCGUCCGUCCGUCCGUCACCUACAAGGCAGAAAGCUUUGCGUCACCAACACAGCACCGUUUUUACUUUUCCAGCCAUCCCUACAAUAACUGAAACCAUCCCUCCAUCUUCCUGUGGACAACACAGAAAAAAGUGCUGACCGAGGCUGACGUGCCACCAAAGUGCUGGGAACUAUUGGACUUUGGGCGCCACUGCUGACCCCUCAUAACUUGACCGCGGAACCAGGUUCUAAUAGUUUUCCUCCCGCACUGCUUCUCUCCGUCGCUUCGUGCUCGUGUCUUUGCUGUACAUUGUACUUGCAUUCCAUUCAAAUGAAUAAAAAACAAAAACAAGAUAAGAGAUGACAUGCGUUUGUCUAACUAAUACUUGGUCACUAUCCAGCAGGCACAACUUGCAUAGGACACAUGGGAUUGAUGGCAACUUUCAAUGUGUUGUUCGGGUCUGUGGGACCCGUUUUUUAUUUUUUAUUAAAAGAAAAAUGAUACAAUUAAUUAAUUUUUAAAACUGAGACUCACUGACUUUGGCUCAUUUUCUGUGAAGAACAAACAUCAGAAUACAUAUUUAAUGACCACACACUAUACACCCCCCUUACACAUUUCUAUUACAAACCCCAUUUCCAUAUGAGUUGGGAAAUUGUGUUAGAUGUAAAUAUAAACGCAAUACAAUGAUUUGCAAAUCAUUUUCAACCCAUAUUCAGUUGAAUAUGCUACAAAGACAACAUAUUUGAUGUUCAAACUGAUAAAACAUUUUUUUUGUUUUGCAAAUAAUCAUUAACUUUAGAAUUUGAUGCCAGCAACACGUGACAAAGAAGUUUGGGAAAGGUGGCAAUAAAUACUGAUAAA
This is a messenger RNA of Nerophis lumbriciformis (worm pipefish), 7390 nucleotides long. Its product is annotated as band 4.1-like protein 1. Gene Ontology annotation, molecular function: actin binding; structural molecule activity. Lineage: Eukaryota; Metazoa; Chordata; Actinopteri; Syngnathiformes; Syngnathidae. The record is from RefSeq and is a predicted model, not a curated record. Gene Ontology annotation, biological process: cortical actin cytoskeleton organization; actomyosin structure organization. Gene Ontology annotation, cellular component: cytoskeleton; plasma membrane.